ACGCGAAAGACAACAGCCUAAGCAUCUACACAGACGGCAGCGGCAUUGAAGGCGAGAUUGGCUCUGCAGCACUGUGUCCACUCACACAACAGGUACGAUCUGUGCACAUGGGGCCAGACACAGCGUCGACGGUAUACGCAGCAGAGCUACAAGGUAUCAGCUUAGCACUGCAGAUCGCUCAAGAGUAUGCAAGCCGAAACGGCGCGCGACGAGACAUCGCCAUAUACACAGACAACCAGGCCACCAUCUGGUCCAUAGCUAAGGCUGAGGGACGGUCAGGCGCCUACAUCCUCGCGGACAUCGCACGACAGGCCCAGGAGCUCCAGGACAAAGGACGGACAGUGACCGUCUGAUGGAUACCAGCCCACGUGGGCAUCCCAGGAAACAAGGCCGUCAACAAAGCAGCCAAGGAGGCCACUGGAUAGAGGGAACACGGGCGCAGAAGCCCACCAGCAGACGCG
Molecule: messenger RNA, 461 nt
Organism: Didymella exigua CBS 183.55
Lineage: Eukaryota; Fungi; Ascomycota; Dothideomycetes; Pleosporales; Didymellaceae
Exons: 1
Coding region: 108-353 (81 amino acids)
Molecular function (GO): nucleic acid binding
Source: RefSeq, a predicted model, not a curated record